AUGACCGACGCCAAUUUCUCCGCAGCGUUGUCAACAUGGAAGGAGAUCAACCUGUCCGAGCUACAGAAGUCGCUCGAUGCGACGGCUGUCGAGCUUGUGGACAACCAGAAGGAGAACAUGGUCGGAAGGAAGAAGCUGGCUGAGCAGACCAGAGAGUUCAAAAAGCUUCCAGAGAAUGCCGAGAAGUUCAGUGCCAUCAAGGUCCUGCUGAAGGCGUACCAGGGUGAGAUCGACAACCUCACUCGCCGAUCAAAGAUGUCAGAGACGUCUUUCUUGAACGUUUACAAGCUCUUGUCAGACGCGCCGGAUCCUUACCCCCUCCUCGAUGCCGCUGUAGACCAGACGGUCAAAGUCGCUGAAGCUCGCAUGAUGGAGGCGGAAAUGGCUCGGUUGAAGGAGGAGAAUGCCGACCUCAAGAAGCAGGUCGCGGAGGCCUCCACAGCGGAGGACAAGCGAAAGAAGGCUGAGCAGCGAGCUGAGCAGCUGGAAGCCAAGAUGGACGAUCUGAUUCAGGAGCGCGUUACUCAGAAGGAGAACGAGCUCAACGCCGAGUACGACGAGCGGAUGCGGAACUACGAGGACAGCUGCGCGACCUCCACACGUCCAACGAGAGCACGCAGGCUAAGCUUCUCGACGCUAGCCAGCGACAAGGACGUUACUGCGAAGCUCGCUGAGCUCGACCUCGUUGUGGCUGAUCUCAACCGUGCCAACGAGCGUGUUGCCACCAUUGAGCGCCGAAACGAAAUCCUGCGCUCUGAGAUCGAAACUGUUCGUAGCGGCUCGCAGCAGGCGGAGAAGGUUAAGCAGCAGGAGGACCAGAUCGCAGAGCUCGAGGCUGAGGCCUCGCGUCUGCUUCGCGCUCUUGAGGCGGCUAAAGAUGCCAAGACCGAUGUAGAGAAGAGCGAGAAGAAGCGCGUUGACGACGCCGCUCGUGAGAUUGCUACCCAAGCUGCCGAGAUUGAGAACCUCCGGGCGAAGGUUAAGCAGUACAGCGAUUACGACGAACUCAAGCGCGAGCUGGAAAUCAUGAAGUUCUCUGGGGCCGAUCUCGACGCCGAUGACGAGGUCGCUCUGCCGGAUCCCAAUGCCGAUGUCUCCAACAAGAAGCUUGGCCAGUCACUCGAAAAUCUGCUCGUCAGCAAGAAUCGCCGACUGCUCGAAGACCUGACCAAGCUCCGCGUGGCCCACGACGAGCUCACUACGCAAUUUAACAAGAGCGAGGAGUCCGUCCAGUCCGACCAGGAAGAGAUUGCCCGCUUGCGCCAACUCAAUGAGCGCCUCGAGGCUGACCUAAUGUCAGUCAACAAGGAGAACGAAAAGUCGGACAAGGGAGCUGGUCUGGCCGGUCUGGACAUCGGCGGCAAGUCGGAGCGGACAGGAUCGCCCUCUCCAAACAACGAUGCCUCGAUUCUACCUAUCGUUACGUCCCAGCGUGACCGUUUUAGGCAGCGCAACGCCGAGCUGGAAGAGGAGCUUCGCAGGCAGUUCGAGACGAUUUCUGACCUCCGCACUGAGAUCAAGUCGCUUCAGGCUGACAAUCUCAAGCUCUAUGAGAAAGUGCGCUACAUGCAGAGCUAUCGUGAUACCGCCGGCAGCUCUUCCCACAUGCCCUUAUCCGGUUAUAACACGCCCGGGUCGUCGGCUUCCAUGCUGAACGGCGCUCUGCGGAGUCGGGACGACGAAAUCGGCAAGUACAAGGAUAAGUACGACGAGAGCUUGAAUCCCUUUGAGGCCUUCAAGGGUCGAGAGGCCCAGCGAGCGAUCCAGGCUCUCAACCCUCUGGAGCGGGCAACCUUCGCCCUCACGCGGGCCAUCAUCGGCAACAAGCGUGCGAGGUCCCUCUUCAUCAUUGUUCUUCGUGCUGUGGAACUCGAUGUGGUCAGCAGGGCGUGGGGUGCCAGUGGCUGUUCCGAUUGA
This is a messenger RNA of Trichosporon asahii var. asahii CBS 2479, 1917 nucleotides long. Its product is annotated as golgi family vesicle transport-related protein. The record is from RefSeq and is a predicted model, not a curated record. The transcript has 9 exons. Gene Ontology annotation, biological process: intra-Golgi vesicle-mediated transport. Lineage: Eukaryota; Fungi; Basidiomycota; Tremellomycetes; Trichosporonales; Trichosporonaceae. The coding region runs from base 1 to 1917 and encodes 638 amino acids. Gene Ontology annotation, cellular component: Golgi membrane.